Messenger RNA from Erigeron canadensis, 1601 nucleotides. Its product is annotated as anthocyanidin 3-O-glucosyltransferase 2-like. Gene Ontology annotation, molecular function: UDP-glycosyltransferase activity. Bases 37 to 1440 code for a protein of 467 amino acids. The transcript has a single exon. Lineage: Eukaryota; Viridiplantae; Streptophyta; Magnoliopsida; Asterales; Asteraceae. The record is from RefSeq and is a predicted model, not a curated record.
AAAUAGCCCUAAUCCACCAGAAGACCUUGAAACACCAUGGAGAAAUUAGAGUUGUUUUUCAUUCCAACCCCACUUAUGGGACAUGCUGGUCAGCUUGUGGAGCUAGCCAGGCGCUUGGUCAAUCACUUUCAUCAUAUCACCAUUACUGUCCUUGUGAUGAAGCUCCCCAGUGAUCCAAUUGGCACCAGUUACACCAAUUCCCUCACUAACCACGACCGAAUGAAAUUUAUCCAUUUCCCUCCUAUAGAACUUGAUGCCUUUGCAGAUUGCCUAACUCCUGGCGUCUUGGCAGACGCCGUCACUGAGCGCCAUAAACCAAUUAUAAGAGAACUUAUAGCUGGUCGGCUUAAUAGGUCUGAUUUAACGCCUCGACUGUGUGCAUUGGUCGUGGACAUGUUAUGCACGUCAAUUAUUGAUGUUGGCAAGGAGUUUAGUGUCCCAGCCUACGUGUUCUUUUCCAUCAAUGCCGCCGUUCCUAGACUUAUGUUUUAUUUACAAACCCUCCAUGAUGAACAUGGUCGGGACGUAUCUGAAUUGGAAAACUCAGGAACUGCAUUAACGAUCCCAGGCUAUGACAGUCUAGUGCCUCCAUGCGUUUUGCCCUUCGUGUUUAUGAACAAGUAUUGCUGGUCUACAAGGUACAUUCGUUAUACUCGAAAGUAUAGAGAAGCCAAGGGCAUCAUAGUCAACACAUUUCAAGAGCUAGAACACCAUGCCCUCCUUUGCUAUGAUGAUAAAACACCUCCCGUGUAUCCCGUGGGUCCCCUGCUAAAGCCUGAAACACCUACUACAAACAAUGAGGUAUUGCAUUGGUUGAAAGCUCAACCAAAGUGUUCAGUUGUGCUUCUAUGCUUCGGGUCCAAGGGAUGGUUUAAACAAGACCAAGUGAGAGAAAUAGCAAUUGCUAUAGAGAGAAGCGGAUACAGGUUCAUAUGGUCCCUACGUAGACCACCAUCUGAGGACCAAAAAGGGUUCCCCGGGGAAUACACAGACUACAAUGAAGUCCUGCCAGAUGGAUUCCUAGAGCGUACAGUUGGAAGGGGAAAAGUGCUUGGUUGGGUCCCGCAGACGGCAGUGCUUGCUGACAUGGCAGUGGGAGGGUUCAUAUCCCACUGUGGGUGGAACUCCAUACAAGAGAGCCUUUGGUAUGGAGUUCCAAUAGCCACCUGGCCACAAGAAGCAGAGCAACAGAUAAAUGCACAUCAGUUGGUUAAAGAAUUAGGAUUGGCGGUGGAGAUCUCUUUGGAUUAUAACCAAUUAAACAAGAAUCAGAGUUUGGUGUCAGCCCAAGUCAUUGAGAAGGGAAUACGAGAGGUGAUGGACAGAAACAGUGAGGUUCGGGCAAACGUGACAGAAAUGAAAGGUAAGAGCCAAAUGGCACUAGAAGAAGGUGGUUCAUCAUCUGCCAGUUUGAAACGCCUUGUUGAUAAUUUCAUGUAACUAGCUCACAAAGAGACAAGUACACUCUCUAAGACACAGCAUAUGUGUAGCAUCUCCUAAAUAGACAAUAUCAACUGUAACAGACAAAAAUUCAGGGGUCAUUGCGUAAAGUAGGAAAAAUCAUUUCAAUUAUCUCUAUAAAUGUAUUAUGUUGCGUCUUA